Messenger RNA from Epinephelus fuscoguttatus (brown-marbled grouper), 2358 nucleotides. Its product is annotated as S-adenosylmethionine synthase-like. The coding region runs from base 449 to 1513 and encodes 354 amino acids. The record is from RefSeq and is a predicted model, not a curated record. The transcript has 8 exons. Gene Ontology annotation, molecular function: ATP binding; methionine adenosyltransferase activity. Gene Ontology annotation, biological process: S-adenosylmethionine biosynthetic process. Gene Ontology annotation, cellular component: cytosol. Lineage: Eukaryota; Metazoa; Chordata; Actinopteri; Perciformes; Serranidae.
ACAGGAGAAAAACUGACCUGACUUCAAUCAGGGUGAAGUUUAACUGGUCGAUUGUUGUUGCACCUACUUGCGAUUGCAAGUGAAAGUCAGAGCCAUGCUGGGGCCUCCAGAGGGCUCAUCUGCAACACUUCUACUCCCUUGAACCCUGCUGUUGUUCGUGGUAUUUCAGGGCCCAAGUGGUGUCUUUCCUCUUGAUCCAUAGCCACCGGCUUGACUGUUCAGCUGCACCAGAGAGGACUUUGAUGGCCUGACGUUGGGCUUUGCCUCAAAUUCCACAGCAGCCACAGGGAACAGGUGAACAGAAACCAGGAACGUGGAAGAAGAGCUCUUGGUCGGGGACAGAAGGCUGAGUGGUUCACCAGGGAACGGAUGAAGCAGGAGAGUCAGGAGCAGGCGAGGUUGGCAAUGAUGUAGCACUCCGGGAACAAAAGUGGAAAGUCUUACAUAAAUGAUAAAGAAGAGUCUGGCAAGGAGAGUCUUUCUAAUGACAGGAGAGACGGUGUGUAAGACCGGCAUGGUGCUGCUCUGUGGUGAGAUCACGUCUCGAGCCAAUGUGGACUACCAGAAGGUGGUGAGAGACACAAUCCGAGACAUCGGAUACGACAACUCAGACAAAGGCUUUGACUAUAAGACCUGUAACUUGUUGGUGGCCCUCGAGCAGCAGUCCCCUGACAUCGCACAGGGAGUCCAUAUUGAUCGACACGAGAGUGACAUCGGAGCUGGAGACCAGGGUCUGAUGUUUGGAUACGCCACGGAUGAGACAGAGGAGUUAAUGCCCCUCACCGUUGUCCUCGCACACAAACUCAACGCCAAGAUGGCCGAACUGAGACGUAACGGGACUGUCCCCUGGCUCCGCCCCGACUCCAAGACACAGGUGACGGUUCACUACACCCAAGAGAACGGAGCUGUGAUCCCCAAGAGGGUUCACACUGUGGUGAUCUCAGCGCAGCAUGAUGACAAUGUGAGUCUAGAGGAGCAGAAGAAGGUCCUGAAGGAGAAGGUCAUCAAGGCCGUGGUCCCGUCGAGGUACCUGGACGAGGACACUGUCUACCACCUGCAGCCCAGCGGACGCUUUGUCAUCGGCGGACCACAGGGCGAUGCUGGAGUGACGGGCAGGAAGAUCAUCGUCGACACAUACGGGGGCUGGGGGGCUCACGGCGGCGGGGCUUUCUCUGGGAAGGACUACACCAAGGUGGACCGCUCAGCUGCCUACGCCGCCCGCUGGGUGGCAAAGUCUCUGGUGAAGGCCAAACUGUGCAGGAGGGUGCUGGUGCAGGUGGCGUAUGCGAUCGGAGUGGCCCACCCGCUCUCCAUCUCCCUCUUCACCUUCGGUUCCUCUCACCUGAGCGAGAAGCAGCUGCUGCAGAUCGUCAACAAAAACUUUGACCUCAGACCUGGCGUCAUCGUCAGUGACCUGGACCUGAAGAGACCCAUCUACCAGAAGACGGCCUGCUACGGACACUUUGGCAGGAAGGAGUUCCCCUGGGAGGUCCCAAAGAACCUCAAAUUCUAGAUAGAGUGUCUAUGUGUGUGUGUGUGUGUGUGUGUGUGAGUGUGUGAUGUAUAGACAGCUGUCCUCGUGCUGCUGUAACCCAGUAAGAAGAAGGCAGCUGGGAGGGAUGGAUCGGGGUGGGAGCAGAUAAUCUCCAGUGAUUGGACGAGAGGAAGGAGGUUCCAUCUGUAAUUUACGACCCCUCAAUAGUAACAUGAAAUAUGAGUGAGCCAUGUGGUAUUUUUGUCCCGUAGAUUCAGUGUACAGUCACAUGCAACCAUUUUCUGUCCAGAAAUAAGUGAAUGACCAAAUUUAAAGGGAGAGCUGUCACGCAUGUGUUUAAAUACGCUUUUAUGUCUUAAAAAAGAAAUCUCCUUCUUUGUUUGUUGAUGUCAAUAUUUUUAUAUGAUUCAAACUGUGCGCUGCAGGUUUUAGUGUUACUGAAGCCUUCUUUACAUCUUAAAGCUUUUACAUACAGAAAAAAAGUUUUUGUUUGUUUGUUUUUCAGCAUGAAUCAAACCUUCACCCUGAAUCUACUGUUCAGUCUGUGUUCGAGGUAAAAUUGUUAUUUAUUAAGUUUCAUAUAAAAAGACCUGCAGACACUUGAUCUCCACAAAACAAAGACGAGGUCACAGAAGAUAAACAGCAGAUAUAUAUUUAAAAGUCCAGAGUAGUUUCUGUGCUGCACGCAUCUUACAGUGGGAUUUAUACUUUUGAAUCGGUGCAGUGCCUGCGCUGUAGCCUGACCUGCACCUCCUUAGAAAUGUAACUACACUUCGUGGUGACGCAGACCUCCUGUCUAUAUGUGUAAGCUGAAACCAUUUCCCUCAGUGGAAACAAAGCACAAGUCUAUGGUGAAAUUAGCC